GUCCUGAUAAUAGUAUAUAGAGACAGUUGAUUAGUACUGAAUCCUGGGAAACAAAAAAGCAAAGAAGAAUUAGGAAUCAAGAAGUCGAGAGAUGGUGGAAGAGAAAAUAAAAAAAGAAGCAGAGGAAGAGGCUCAGGCUCAAGUGGAUAUAUGGAAAUACGUUUUCGGCUUUACUGAAAUGGCUGUCGUGAAAUGUGCAAUUGAGCUUGGGAUUCCAGACUUCCUGGAAGGCCAGGAUGGCCAAGCCAUGACACUUGAUGGGCUGUCUGCCGCCCUUGGUUGCUCGCCUUCUUCCCUUUACCGAAUCAUGAGGUUCUUAACCAACCGCGGCAUCUUUAGACAAGUUAAUCAAGGACUUGGCUGCUCCUCACAAAAUAGUACUAGCAAUGCUAUUGCUUGUAGCAGUAUUACCUAUGUACAGACGCCCCUCUCUCGUCUUCUGGCUAGAAAUGGAGAGAAAAGCAUGGCUGCUAUUGUGCUACUGGAAAGCAGCCCUGUGAUGCUUUCGCCGUGGCUUGGCUUGGGGCGACGUGUCUUGGCAAAUAGCCCUCCUCCAUUUGACACUUAUCACGGCCAGGACGUAUGGAGUUACGCGCAAAACAAUCCUGCUCACAGCAAGCUGAUCAACGAUGCCAUGGCUUGCGAUGCUCGGGUUGCAGUUUCGGCCAUGAUCAACGGGUGUCCGCAGGUGUUCGAGGGGAUUUCUUCGUUGGUGGAUGUCGGCGGAGGCGACGGAACGGCUCUCCGGACAUUGCUCAAGGCUUGCCCUUGGAUCCGCGGGAUCAAUUUUGAUCUUCCUCAUGUUGUCUCUGUUGCCCCUCGUUCUGAUGGCGUGGAGCAUGUUGGAGGCGACAUGUUUCACAGCGUUCCAAAUGCUGACGCUGCUUUUAUCAUGUGGGUGUUGCAUGACUGGGGAGAUGACGAAUGUAUCAGCAUAUUGAUGAACUGCAAAGAAGCUAUUCCUCAAGACACGGGGAAAGUGAUCAUCGUAGAGGCUGUGAUAGAUCAUGAAGGAGGAGACGGCAAGCUUAAAGACGUGGGUUUGAUGUUAGAUAUGGUGAUGAUGGCUCAUACAACCACAGGAAAAGAAAGAACGUCAGAGGAAUGGGCACAUAUUCUGAACAAGGCUGGAUUCAGCAGACACACUAUGACACACAUCCAAGCUGUUCAAUCUGUAAUUGAGGCCUAUCCUUAACUUUGGAUAGACUUGGAUUUGAUUGCAUAUUCUAUGCCCUACUUUGAUUUCUUUGUUGUCCUCACGCUUGCUACUUGCUUGUGUGUGACAUAAUAAGGGACAUUUGGCCCCCCUACUAGGAGUUUGUGUUUUAAUGAGAUAGUGAAUCAUUUGGACCUUCUCGUUCACAACAUA
Molecule: messenger RNA, 1369 nt
Organism: Coffea eugenioides
Lineage: Eukaryota; Viridiplantae; Streptophyta; Magnoliopsida; Gentianales; Rubiaceae
Product: acetylserotonin O-methyltransferase-like
Exons: 2
Coding region: 92-1195 (367 amino acids)
Biological process (GO): methylation
Molecular function (GO): O-methyltransferase activity; S-adenosylmethionine-dependent methyltransferase activity; protein dimerization activity
Source: RefSeq, a predicted model, not a curated record